AUGAACAUUUUUUCUCUUUCUCUCAAAACAACCUCCCUUAUCACUACAUCACAAGCCGAUGAUCAUGAUCACGAUUGCCGGAGGAUCAUCUCCGGCAGCUUUUACAAGAUCACUGGAGCCAAGAUUGGCCGGACCACCACCAUGGCUAUUGCUUCAGUUGCAGGUGUACAUGUAAAUGGAAAGGUGAUGGGGGAAAGGACAAUUAUCCCAACUCAAAAGCAGUUUGUGGACCCUUUUCGACAAGGAGUCAUCAUCUUGGAUGGCGUUGGAUAUCGACAAACGGUCGUUGUUCGGUCGUACGAAGUUGGAACCGAUAAAACCGCGACUCCUCAAAGCCUUCUUAACCUUCUUCAGGAAACCGCUUUGAAUCACGUAUGGAUGUCUGGGCUUCUUGGAGACGGGUUUGGUGCGACUCAUGGAAUGAUGAAAAACGAUCUGAUAUGGGUUGUUUCAAGAAUGCAACUUCAGGUGGAUCAGUAUCCGAUUUGGGGAGAGAUACUGGAAAUCGACACAUGGGUUGGAGCAUCGGGAAAGAAUGGAAUGCGACGAGAUUGGGAAAUCAGAAGCCAUGCAACUGGCAUUGUUUUCGCAAGAGCAACAAGUACAUGGGUAAUGAUGAACCAGAAAACACGACGGCUAUCGAAAAUGCCGGAUGAAGUACGGGCAGAAAUCUCACCCUGGUUCAUUAAGAAACAAGCCAUCAAAGAAGAUUGCCCUGAAAAAAUUGAAAAGUUGGAUAAUAAUGCAAGAUACGUCAACUCAGGCUUGCAGCCAAAGAGGAGCGAUUUGGAUAUGAACAAGCACGUAAACAACGUCAAGUACCUCGGUUGGAUGCUCGAGGCAAUCCCGGAUGAAUGCUUGGAGAGUUACCAGUUAUCGGACAUCACACUCGAAUACCGAAGAGAAUGUGGGAGUUCAGACGUUGUUCAAUCCCUUUGCGAACCCGAAGAAACCGGGAUGAUUAAAGACGGAGUUCAAGAUACGAAAUUGAUGGAUCGGUGUUCGAUGGGAGGCGGGAUUAUUCAAGGGAAUGGCUUAUUGAACUGCUUAAUGAAUGAAGGAAGUACCGUUAGAUAUACACAUCUUAUUCAAGCUAAAGAAGAAUCCAAGUGUCAAGAAAUUGUUAGAGGAAAAACCAUUUGGAAGAAAAGGAUCAAUCUUCUCUCAUUUUCUGGCUGA
Molecule: messenger RNA, 1179 nt
Organism: Cynara cardunculus var. scolymus (artichoke)
Lineage: Eukaryota; Viridiplantae; Streptophyta; Magnoliopsida; Asterales; Asteraceae
Product: palmitoyl-acyl carrier protein thioesterase, chloroplastic-like
Exons: 6
Coding region: 1-1179 (392 amino acids)
Biological process (GO): fatty acid biosynthetic process
Molecular function (GO): fatty acyl-[ACP] hydrolase activity; acyl carrier activity
Source: RefSeq, a predicted model, not a curated record